AUGAGCCACCUCUACGGCAGCCACCUCUCCCCCCUGGGCAGCCCGUCCAUGGUUUACCUGCCCGCCGCUCUCGGCUUCGCCCCCGGGGGGGCGAUGUCCCGGCAGGACCCCCCUCAGAAACCCCCCUACAGCUACAUCGCCCUCAUCGCCAUGGCCAUCAAAGAGGCUCCGGAGCAGAAGGUGACCCUGAGCGGCAUCUACCAGUUCAUCAUGGACCGCUUCCCCUUCUACCACGACAACAAGCAGGGCUGGCAGAACAGCAUCCGCCACAACCUCUCGCUCAACGAUUGCUUCGUCAAGGUGCCCCGCGAGAAGGGCCGGCCCGGCAAGGGCAGCUACUGGACCCUGGACCCGCGCUGCCUGGACAUGUUCGAGAACGGCAACUACCGCCGCAGGAAGAGGAAGCCCAAAGCCGCGAACCCUCCGGCCGCCAAGGCUGCCGAGCAGCCGGGGCCGCCCGCCCGCCCCGUCGAGCCCAAGCGGGCCAAGGGCAGCGCGCCGGGGGACGCGGGGGUGCCGCGGCAGGCCGGGGGCACGGCGGCUUGUCCCCCGGCCCCGGUGCCCCCCGCUGCCGCCCCGCCGCACAAGAGCGGCCCCCGGGGCCGCAGCUUCAGCAUCGAGAGCAUCCUGGCGCAGGGGCUGCGGCCGGCGCCGCCCGGGGCAGCGCCCAAGGCGGCCCGGGCCAGCCCCGCCGGCUGCCGCGGCGGCUCGCUGGUGGCCAGCGGCGCCUUCGGGCCGGCCCUCAACGCGUCGCUCAUGCUCGACUCCCAGGUGCACGGGAGGCUUUACCACAUCGGCAUCCCCUUCCUCUCCUGCUUCCCUCUGCACUUCUCCGAGGCGGUGUUUAAUUUCCAGUAG
Molecule: messenger RNA, 858 nt
Organism: Serinus canaria (Common canary)
Lineage: Eukaryota; Metazoa; Chordata; Aves; Passeriformes; Fringillidae
Gene: FOXL1
Product: forkhead box L1
Exons: 1
Coding region: 1-858 (285 amino acids)
Biological process (GO): cell differentiation; regulation of transcription by RNA polymerase II; anatomical structure morphogenesis
Molecular function (GO): DNA-binding transcription factor activity, RNA polymerase II-specific; RNA polymerase II cis-regulatory region sequence-specific DNA binding
Source: RefSeq, a predicted model, not a curated record